Messenger RNA from Prunus mume (Japanese apricot), 997 nucleotides. RefSeq lists its product as uncharacterized. The record is from RefSeq and is a predicted model, not a curated record. NCBI's taxonomy places the organism in Eukaryota, Viridiplantae, Streptophyta, Magnoliopsida, Rosales, Rosaceae.
CAACAGGAGCUUAAGCCGCGAACAUCUCCAUCCCCUAACCUUACAGAUCCACACUGAUCCAACGGUCAAAAACCAAGAUGACCAUAAAACUUGCUCGACCUAUAAUUCUGCUGAUGCAUUAUAUAAACAAAUAAAUUUUCAUUUCGUAUUUCUCAACUUGUAGGCUCCGCUUGCUCUCAGCUCCGAACAAAGCAACACAUCACAUUUUUGGGUGCUCUCCUCAGAAAUUAGUUAAAGGGCAAAAACCGAAACCGAAACCAAAACAGAAUGGUGGUGUUCUGUUUUCUGGUGGAUCAGAAGAGGCAAGUGCGGCGGAGCAAGCCGGCGGCAGGGAUAUGCUCACGGUGCGGCGGAGGAGCGAGUGUUGCCGACAUGCAGACCGCUACAAGAUUUUGUUACGUCCCAUUUUAUUGGAAAUCUUGGAGAGCCAUCAUAUGUACGUUUUGUGGAGCCAUUCUUAGAUCUUAUCGAUAGUUUGCUAGUAGGCCUUCUUUACUAUGAAUGCCUAAUUCAAUUUCUAUAUCUUAUUAUUAGUUUAAGAUGUGUAAAAUUGCACAUCAACGCCUUACGCAUUGCGUCCGACUCUCUCACAUGGAUAUGUUUUUUUUAUAAAUAAAAUCCCUAUGAAGUUUUUCUUUUUGGAUUUUGAUUUGGUUUUUGGGACGUAGUUGCGUUCAUGGUGUCGAUUUUGACUACACAAAAAAAGAAAGUUCAUGGUGUCGAAUUAAAAUAGAAACAGUGUAAGGUGGAGACUAGCUGGAAGAAGAUGUUCACAGUGGAUAGGUAAAAGUGAAAGCUGGAGAGUUAAGAUGGUUUUUAUGACAUGAAGGCGGCAAGUUUGGUGUUAGGUUUGGUUGGGGUAAAACUCUGUGCUCACUCUUUAUGAUAUGUACAUGGAUGCCUGCCUCUGGCUCAGUUUGUAGCUACAUGCAAUAAAUACCAUGCAAGUCAAAAUGUUAAAAAAAAAACCCAUGCUUUUAUCAUCAACAAUAUAGAA